This is a messenger RNA of Daphnia pulicaria, 1116 nucleotides long. RefSeq lists its product as uncharacterized. The transcript has 3 exons. Gene Ontology annotation, biological process: bicoid mRNA localization. NCBI's taxonomy places the organism in Eukaryota, Metazoa, Arthropoda, Branchiopoda, Diplostraca, Daphniidae. Gene Ontology annotation, molecular function: RNA binding; protein homodimerization activity. The coding region runs from base 406 to 753 and encodes 115 amino acids. The record is from RefSeq and is a predicted model, not a curated record.
GCUUUGGAACGUUACCGUCUUCUUGAUGUCAACAAGAUUUUGCUUGGAUGUGUUAAUGGCUGGGAUCUGCUCCGUCAACAGGUGCAUGAUAUGAAGGAUGAACAUCGCAUGGUCCUUAAAGCUUUGGCUGAUCACCACCUUGGAGUCGACACACCUUUGGAAAGCGCUGUUCAACGUGCUCAAUCGAGCACUUCACAAGAUCCUUCGCAAGGUGCAUGGCGGCCGCAUCAACACUGGGGUACUUAAGGAGAACCUCAUCAGUUGCGAUCAUUUGCUCGAACAAGUCAAGAAGAUCAAAGAAGAAUUGACUAAGGAGGCUCAAUGGAGACCUGUAUUCGCUGACAUAUUUCCUUUCGACUUUCGUCAAGUUAUCAAGCAUCGCCGGCGAGCUGGAUUCUCCGCUAUAUGCUCGUCGAGUCGGGCAUCACCUAUGCAGGCCUUACGGAAACAUUCAAGGACAAGAAAGAUGACGGUGUGGUCGAGGUCAUCAAAGAGAACAUCAAAGGCAAGAAUGAAGCCGACGUGGAGGAAGUCAUCAAGCUAAGGAAAGAAUCAACACCUGCGCAGCCAGACAAGCUCGUCCGACGCGGUAGCGGCCGUCGAGCACCCCGCACUCGUUCCCUUUGCACCGCCACGGACUUGGAGAAGCAGCAGCCUGCGUCCAAGAUUGAGCCCGAGGAAAACAACAACGACCCUGUCAAAGUGACUAUGGAUGUUAUUCCCAGCACUCCUGCGGUCCUGUCCGAAGUUUAAAAAGUCCCUCUCUCCUCGACUCGCCUGAAAUUACUUACUGCCUCCCGCCCCACUUCCCUUUUGUUUUUCACUUAACUUGUCUCGUUUUUGAGAAAUUUUAAUCUUUUUUUAAGUUUACAAGUCUUUCACGAAACAAACUUGCUUGUCGCUUUUGGUUAUGCUUUUCUUCUUACCAGAGAUAACACUUGCAAAUUGAUAGAUAUACCAGGGAGCUUUUUGGUAAUUGUUCUAGUCUUCUACUAAAAUCAAUCCAGGGUGUAUAUGUCCGAUGAAAUUGUCUCUGCAGACCUGCAGUGCCUUUGCAGUGCCUUUCAUACUUGUGAGUUGAUCUCAUGGAAUGGAAUACAAAAUACUCUGAGGAAA